AUGGGCUCCGAGUCCUCCCCACAGCCAUCAAAUGAGAUGCUCGCCUUCCAUGCUACGGCCUCAAUCCUGACCCCCCGAGUGGGAACACUGGCUCUCGCCGGCAGGAAGGCCAUCUCCACGCCGCAUUACAUCCCUCUGGCCUCCCGGGGUGUCGUCCCCCAUAUCGCCCAUGAUGUGAUGCGCGAUAACACUGCCAUCCGCAGUCUCUUCGUCGGUCUAGAGGAUUUCGUAGAAAGACAAAGCCCAAAAAACCCGCCCCCGGUAUAUAAAACUCCCACCGCACAAGAUGAAUCCGCCCUGCGCAAAUUCGCCGGUCUCCCCGAUGAUCUCCUCCUGAUCAUAGGUGCGCGCCGCGAGCCCCCCAUCAAAUGCCCUCCAUCCAACACGCCGAACUCCGUCGCCAUCUACACCUCCGUCGGUUUCAGACAGCUGGAGGCUGGCCAGUAUAUCAACGCCGUGCAGAAAUUGAAACCCGAUAUCGUUGUGGGACUGGCAGAUCUUGUCCUCGGACACACCCCCGGGACCAAGAGACGCGGAAAGAUGGUCGAUAGAACGCACGCGUUCACCACCCACGCCACGGGGAAGCUCUACGGCAGUGCCGUGCCUGAAGAGAACCAAUCAAAGGCUGCCUACUUCGCUCCCGUGCUUCCGCUCGACAAUGCCCAGCAGUCGAUAUAUAUAGACGAUCUAGAGAGCGAGUUACGGCCAUAUAUCUCAGGCCUGGCCCUUUAUGAAUCGGCCUCCCUAUCCGCCAUCACCGAACCUCUCGGAGACCUCCCACGACUCCUCUUCAGCGCACCCGCAACCCCCCACGCUAUCCUCCGCGAAAUUUCCCUCGGAGCAGAUCUCCUCACCAUCCCCUUCAUAGGCGUCUGCUCCGACGCCGGUAUUGCCUUGGACUUCACCUUCCCAUCCACACCCAACACCACAACCACCGACUCUCAACCCCGACACCUCGCCUUCGACCUCUGGUCCCCAUCCUACACAACCGAUACCUCCCCCCUCUCCGAAUCCUGCCAAUGCUACACCUGUUGCAACCACCACCGUGCCUACAUCCACCACCUCCUCACCACCAAGGAGAUGUUAGCCUGGACGCUCCUUCAAAUCCACAACUACCACGCCAUGGAUCUCUUCUUCGCCGAUAUCCGUCAGAGUAUUGCCCGAGGUACCUUCGAAGCAGACACCCAAACCUUCCAACGCGCCUAUGUCUCUGAAUUACCCGAACCAACUGGCCAAGGCCCUCGACUUCGCGGCUACCAACUCCCCGCCUCCGGUCCCCAUCAAACCCGUCGUAAUACACGCGCAUACGGUAAACUCGACGACGCAAUGGAGCGAUUCGCCGAGUCACAAUCCUCCCUCGCGACGCCCGACACCGGCGCCGAGGGUCUCGAAGAACAUGGGUUCGGAACUAAAGAGAAACAAUAG
This is a messenger RNA of Aspergillus sclerotioniger CBS 115572, 1425 nucleotides long. Its product is annotated as tRNA-ribosyltransferase family protein. Bases 1 to 1425 code for a protein of 474 amino acids. Lineage: Eukaryota; Fungi; Ascomycota; Eurotiomycetes; Eurotiales; Aspergillaceae. The record is from RefSeq and is a predicted model, not a curated record. The transcript has 3 exons. Gene Ontology annotation, molecular function: tRNA-guanosine(34) queuine transglycosylase activity.